This is a messenger RNA of Owenia fusiformis, 1017 nucleotides long. Lineage: Eukaryota; Metazoa; Annelida; Polychaeta; Sabellida; Oweniidae. The record is from the annotation of a GenBank genome assembly.
AUUGUAGCAUGCUGGCAUUUGUAAAGGAUGACAUGAUAACUAUGAUAUCGAGCAUCUGUUUGUUUUUCUUUACCUUGUUUAUUCAUGAAUUUUAUUCUUCUGUUUACAGGACCUAGGCCUUAUGUGACUGUGAAUGAGAAAGGAGAGAGAGUUUACCACUGUGAUGGAUGUACCUGUACAUAUGAGAACAAUCAGCAAUUCUUUUUAUGUAUGAAGAGUCACUAUGGUGAAAAUCCAUUGAUAUGUCAGACAUGUGGAACCAGGUGGAAUACUAUUUAUGAAUGGACAAUGCAUAUGAGGUCACACACUAACAUGAAGAGCUAUGAAUGUCAGUACUGUGGUAAAACACUUAAAUGCAGAAACGCCUAUCUGCGUCAUAUAAGAUUGGAAGAAGGCAAACAGCCAUAUGUCUGUGAAAUUUGUGGACAGAGGUGCAAUACUAGUGGAACUUUAACCGGUCAUAUGUCCUCACAUAAUCCGAAGUUUAGCAAAUGCAAGAUAUGUCAGAAAAGUGUGAGAAUAGAUUUAUUGAGAGGACAUAUAUUCAAAACACAUACUUACACAUUUACAUGUGACACUUGUGGACGUCAUUUUUCUCGGAAAGAUAAUUUGCAAAUCCACCAGAGAAUCCAUACUGGAGAAAGACCAUAUAAAUGUGAAACAUGUGAUAAAUGUUUCAUACAAAUGUCUUCUCUCAAUAGUCACAGAAAAACCUGUCUUAAAUUGCCCUAAAUAAAUGAAAACAAAAUGUAACAUUAAAAGUGAUGGAUCAAAUUAAAUAACAAUGCGAUAUGUUUUGGAAAUACAUAUAACAUUAUUGUGGAGGAUGACCACAAUCACAUUAUAACGUACUGUAGUUCAAUGUGCUUUUAAUAUUAGGCAUAUCAUAAUAGUGAAGGAUCAUAUUCAAUAGCAUCUGAUAUGCUUUUGAUAAUAAAUGUAUCAUAAAACUGAGGUUUCUCUGAAGGAAAUCUUUAUCUUUGCUUUUACUUUGCAUUACAUUACAUCAUUAGCUCA